CAGCCCCCCGAACGACGACGACGAUGCCUACUAUGUACCUCACAUUACUUGCCGUCGCACUUGGUGCAGCGGCCUCCCCGCUUUCCACCAACCUGCACGACACCUCGAGUGUACGGUCGACGUUCAAGAUCGCUCCGCUCCUCGUCGAGGAGCACCCUCACGGGACCGUUAAUAACUCGUAUAUCGUCAUGCUCAAGCCGCAGACUGGUUCUGAAGUGCUACAGAACCACAUGAACUUCGUGCAGCUCGCGCACCAGGAAGCUCCGCUCGUUGGUGACGAGCUUGCCGAGGGUCUCCGUCAUGUCUACGACGGACACGUCAAGGGCUAUGCCGGAAUGUUUAAUGAGGCUGUCGUCGACCGGAUACGACAACUUCCGGAGGUGGAUUACGUGGAGAGGGACCAGAUUGUUCGUACUCUCGAGGUUGAGUCUGUGUUGGACUCUAGUAUGAAGACUCAGAACAACGCUCCUUGGGGCCUAGCUCGCGUGAGUUAUCGCAAGAGGCUAUCGCUCGGCACUUUCACCAAGUAUGUCCACGAUCCUGCGGGUGGCGAAGGCGUCGAUGUAUACGUCAUCGACACCGGCAUCAACAUCAAGCACGAGGAUCUUGAAGGCCGCGCUUCUUGGGGCAAGACCCUUCCUCAAAACGAUGUUGACGAGGACAAGAACGGCCAUGGUACGCACUGCGCCGGCACUAUCGCCUCUAAGACCUACGGUAUCGCGAAGGCCGCCCGUGUCAUUGCUGUCAAAGUUCUUGGCUCCAAUGGCAGCGGCACUAUGUCCGAUGUCGUUGCGGGUGUCAUGUUCGCUUCGGAAUCAGCUACGGCCAAGGCGAAGCAGGCCAAGGCAGAGUUUGCCGCUACCGGAAAGACCUCGCACAAAGGUUCCGUCGCCAACAUGUCUCUCGGUGGAGGUCAAUCCCGCGCUCUCAACGACGCUGUCAACAGCGCUGUUGAUGAGGGUCUCAACUUCGCUGUCGCUGCUGGCAACGACGACCGCGAUGCCUGCAACUACUCUCCGGCUGCCGCUGAGAGCGCUGUUACUGUCGGUGCUUCCACUAUCACUGAUGAGCGCGCCUACUUUUCCAACCACGGCAAAUGCGUCGACGUGUUCGCUCCUGGUCUUUCAAUCAAGUCCACCUAUAUUGGCAGCACCACCGCGACCACCACUAUGUCUGGUACCUCCAUGGCGUCGCCUCACACCGCUGGUUUGAUGGCGUACCUGCUCUCUAUCUAUCCAUCGAAGGGGUUCAAUCCCGAGGUUAGCCCCGACCUCGUUCCUCCGGCUCUGUCGCUCUUCGCACCAUCAUCGUUCACGAACGUGUAUGCGAUGGCUCAUGCCGCGCUCCCGAGCUGGAUGGUGACCUUCCUGCCGCCGCCCAGCCUUAUUGAGGAGGUUGCACCGGUUCCCAAGGAGCCCCCGACCCUCACCCCCAAGCAACUCAAGAAGGCUCUCCUCAACCUUGCUACCCCCAACGUGUUCGCCGUCCUCCCCAAGGACACUGUCAACCUGUUGAUUUUCAACAACGCGACAUCGUAAUGAAUGGGCGGAGCAUUUUUGGCGUUAUAUUCUGCCAUCGUCGGCGUCCGCUUCGGUUGCGCUCUUUUGCUUGAGAUGUUAUCGUUGCUUCGUAUACAUCUUCAUGUACUCCUAAUAUCCGUUGGAUAUCGUCUGCUAUCCCGCACUGCAAUCUUUACAACCAUUUUACUAGUG
Molecule: messenger RNA, 1712 nt
Organism: Phanerochaete carnosa HHB-10118-sp
Lineage: Eukaryota; Fungi; Basidiomycota; Agaricomycetes; Polyporales; Phanerochaetaceae
Exons: 4
Coding region: 24-1538 (504 amino acids)
Biological process (GO): proteolysis
Molecular function (GO): serine-type endopeptidase activity
Source: RefSeq, a predicted model, not a curated record